AUGUGUUUCGGCAUGUUCGCGUCCGUGAAGCCGCAACCACCACGUCGGGAGGCAUACAAGAACGAGAACAAAUAUCAGCGCGAUUACGAGCGAUACCAGAAACAGUACGCCGAAUACAUGGAUAAGGAUAACCGGCGCAGACGCAUGCAGAAUUCUAAUACUGGCGCUCUGGCGGGGACUACUGCUGCUAUUGGGGGUUAG
Penicillium alfredii is the source of this 201-nucleotide messenger RNA. RefSeq lists its product as uncharacterized. The record is from RefSeq and is a predicted model, not a curated record. Lineage: Eukaryota; Fungi; Ascomycota; Eurotiomycetes; Eurotiales; Aspergillaceae. The transcript has a single exon. The coding region runs from base 1 to 201 and encodes 66 amino acids.